Linepithema humile (Argentine ant) is the source of this 1253-nucleotide messenger RNA. RefSeq names its product Secretion-associated Ras-related 1 (gene Sar1). The record is from RefSeq and is a predicted model, not a curated record. Gene Ontology annotation, molecular function: GTPase activity; GTP binding. Gene Ontology annotation, cellular component: endoplasmic reticulum exit site; COPII vesicle coat. Gene Ontology annotation, biological process: endoplasmic reticulum to Golgi vesicle-mediated transport; intracellular protein transport; vesicle organization. Lineage: Eukaryota; Metazoa; Arthropoda; Insecta; Hymenoptera; Formicidae.
AAGUUACGGCAUCGAGCCUUUUGAAUCGUCGCUUUUUGACGCGACGCGCGUAAUUCUCGGAGCGAUCGGCUGUCGAUUUUUGUAGUCCUGUGGUGAUUCGCGCGAAAGAGAGAAAGAGAGACACUGCGAGAAAAAAAAAAUUGUUUAGUGUCGGUAGACGAAUAGAGGUUUGAGUCAUUCGUUAGUUAACACACGCACUCAACACACACGCCGCACGGUAGACGACGCGCAUAAUAUUCUUUCGAAACUACAAAUAUGUUUAUUUGGGACUGGUUCGCCGGAGUGCUGAAUUAUCUCGGAUUAUGGAAGAAGAGUGGCAAGCUUCUUUUUUUGGGUUUGGAUAACGCAGGCAAGACAACAUUGCUUCACAUGCUCAAGGAUGAUCGUUUAGCUCAACAUGUGCCCACAUUGCAUCCAACAUCUGAAGAACUAUCUAUUGGAAAUAUGAGAUUCACAACCUUUGAUCUUGGAGGCCAUACUCAAGCACGUCGUGUAUGGAAGGAUUACUUCCCAGCUGUUGACGCGAUAGUAUUCCUCGUUGAUGCGAGUGACAGGACAAGGUUAACAGAAUCAAGAGCUGAGUUGGAUGCUUUGUUGACUGACGAACAACUCAGCACGUGUCCAGUUCUCGUGCUAGGCAAUAAAAUAGAUAAACCAGCUGCUGCAUCUGAAGAUGAACUCAGGAACUUCUUCAAUCUGUACGGACAAACAACGGGAAAGGGUAAAGUCCCUCGCAGCGAGAUACCCGGCCGUCCACUGGAACUGUUUAUGUGCUCAGUCCUGAAGCGACAGGGAUAUGGGGAAGGCUUCCGUUGGCUUGCACAGUAUAUAGAUUGAACGUAUAUAUUAUUACAUUCGUGACAGACAGAUUCUCGACAGUUUCAUCAUACAUUUCCCUUUCCUCUGGUAAUGGUGCCGAUAACGGAAUUGUCAUAUUCACGUGAAUUCAACAGUAGGAGAGGAAUACCGUUCAUCGAUUCCCAAAAUAAAAUUCGAAUAAACAGUAAUUGAAAUUUGAGACAAUUUUCACAAAUAGCUACGAAUAUUCUCGAGAACAUUGUACACGCGAGUGAUAGGACUGAUUUCUUUGACGCUGACAAAGCCCUCUCUCUGAAUAUUUCAAAUCCCGUAAAUUACGUGGAAUCCUAUCAUUUUGCGAGUCACACUAGGGGAAUAAUCAUUAACACGUGCUGGAGAAUGAAAUAAAAACGUUUUUUGAUAAAUAAAGCUAAUAAACUAUUUAAGAAUUCCAA